CACCAAUCUCGCUGCUGAUUUUUAAUUCAACAAAAGCAGCGCUCGCUCGUCCUCAAUCGCGCCUGCGCGCGCAUCAUCAUCCAGCAGCAUGCCUCCGAAGCUGAAGAAACCGAACGGCGGGCCCGUUGUCCUCCUCUGGCACCGAACCGACCUUCGUCUUCACGACGCGCCAGCACUCACCGCCGCAUUGGAACUCAAACCAUCCAUCUUCAUCCCCGUCUGGACCUGGGAUCCUCACUACGUCUACCGCGCCCGCGUCGGGCCCAACCGCUGGCGAUUCCUGCUCGAAAGCCAACAAGAUCUCUCUGCCGCCUACACAAAGCUGAACCCGAAGCAGAGACUCUGGCUCGUGCGCGAGGCGCCCCAGACCGUGCUCCCGAAGCUGUGGAGGACCUGGGGGGUGACCCACCUGGUCUUCGAGAAGGACACCGACGCCUAUGCUCGGGAUCGAGACAACCAAGUGGUGCAGCUGGCGGAGAAGGCGGGCGUGACGGUGGUCAUCAAGAGUGGGAGGACACUGUUCGACUCGGACGAGAUCGUGCGCGUCAACGACCGCAAGCCAACGAUGAGCAUCACUCAAUUGGAGAAGGCGGCCGAGAAGCUCAAUGGCGGGGUGCCAGACCAGCCGCUGGCGGCCCCGACCAGCGUCCCGGAUCCGUGGGAGGAGAGUCGCAUGGACCUGAGGGAAUUGGACCAGGACAUCCCUGACACAGAGCCGGAUGUGAACUCGGAACACAGAAACAAGAAGUCGGAGACACAGUACCAUAAUAUCAUGGGCCCGAAGGGGGACUUCGCGGUGCCCACGCUCGACGAAUUGGGCAUUGACCCAUCGCAGGCGACGACGCCGCAUCGCGGGGGCGAGUCAGUGGCUCUCCAAAUCCUCAGCGAUUGUAUUGAGGAUGAAGACUACGUCAGUACAUUCGAAAAGCCCAAGACUUCCCCCGCCGCGUUCGAGCCUCAGGCUACCACGUUGCUAUCGCCCCAUCUCCAUUUUGGAACCUUGUCCGUCCGAAAGUUCUGGUGGGAUGUCGACGCCGUGCUUCAGAAGAGAAAGAGUGAGAAAAAGCCCGUCGCACAUAUCCCGACCAACCUGCCGGGCCAACUCCUGUUCCGGGACAUGUAUUUUGCGGCCCAGGCAGCCCUGGGGUACGCCUAUGCGCAGACCCAGGGGAACAAGAUUGCCCGCUUCGUCCCUUGGCAUCUGCAGUCUAACUACUCCCAAGUCCCGCGAGGCGAGCAUCUGCUGGAUGGAACAUACACGAUCGACAACCCCGAGGCAGAAACCUAUUUUCGACGGUGGAAGCACGGGCGCACCGGAUUCCCGUGGAUCGAUGCAUUGAUGCGGCAGCUGAAGCAGGAAGGCUGGAUCCACCAUCUCGGACGCCACAGUGUCGCGUGCUUCUUGACCCGCGGGGGCUGCUACGUGAGCUGGGAACGCGGCGCGGAGGUCUUUGAGGAGUGGCUGGUUGAUCACGAAACCGCCUCGAACGUCGGGAACUGGAUGUGGCUCUCCUGCACCGCAUUCUUCUCCCAGUACUACCGCUGCUACUCCCCAAUCGCCUUCGGCAAGAAAUGGGACCCGGAAGGGCGGUUUGUGCGGCGCUACUGUCCCGAGCUGGCGCACUUCGACAAGAAGUACAUCUACGAGCCGUGGAGGGCGCCCAUCGCCGACCAGAAGAAAUGGAAAUGCCGGAUCACCGGCGACGGGUCGAGCGAUCGAGACGAGGCAAGCGGGCUGCAGACCUAUCCGAAGCCGAUGUUCGACUUCAACGAGCGGAGGGACUUCUGCAUUGCUCAGAUCAAGCAUGCAUACGAGAUGAACCUCUACGGGAAUGAUCCCAAGGUUAUGGAUGGGUCGUGGAAAGAGCUGUUUGACUUCCAUGAUGAAGGAGGGAAGGUGGUGGAUGAGACGACGGGUCAAGAGGCGAAGAGUUUAACGGAUCACACUCGGAAGCGGUCUGGUGGUGAUGGGGUGGUCGAUGGAGAAGACGGGGCUCCUUCCGAUGAGGUUAAAGAUGAAGAGCCCAGCCCGAAGAGAAAGAAGGGAUAGAGUUCGCAUGAUGUGAAACCAACUGAUUGCCAGUGGUAUAUAAAUGUCGAUAUAUAUAGUGAUACACAGU
Messenger RNA from Aspergillus fijiensis CBS 313.89, 2120 nucleotides. RefSeq names its product putative DNA photolyase. Lineage: Eukaryota; Fungi; Ascomycota; Eurotiomycetes; Eurotiales; Aspergillaceae. The coding region runs from base 89 to 2050 and encodes 653 amino acids. Gene Ontology annotation, molecular function: FAD binding; DNA binding. Gene Ontology annotation, cellular component: cytoplasm; nucleus. The transcript is spliced from 2 exons. The record is from RefSeq and is a predicted model, not a curated record. Gene Ontology annotation, biological process: circadian regulation of gene expression; entrainment of circadian clock by photoperiod.